CCCCCCCCUUUUUACUUCAGCUGAUACCUUUUUUUAUGUGGUUCCUCCUUGAGUCGGAUGUUUUCCCUUUCAGGACUUACAAUCGUCACUUUAUGAAGAGAAUCAACUCCGAAUCAAACUGCAAAUGGAGGUCGACAGCAAGGAUUCCGAAAUUGAACAACUAUCUCAGAAGUUGGCUUCGGCAUCAGCUGAUACCGUAUCAAAUAUUAGUAGCGGAGCAGAGAACGAAUCAGAAGAGGGAGUUCAAGAUUCUUGGUUAGAAGGCUGGCUUUUUAUUCCUUCAAAACAAAAUAUUCGGCGCCAUGGUUGGCGAAAACAAUACGUGGUCGUGUCGUCCAAGAAGAUCUUCUUUUAUAAUUCAGAGAGGGACAAGCAGAACCGAUCCCGUUCUCAUCCUAGACUUGAACAAAGUCUUCCACGUCCGUUCUGUUACACAGGGCGAUGUCAUACGCGCUGAUGCCAAAGAGAUUCCCCGUAUUUUGCAGAUUCUCUACGCCGGCGAAGGCGAAUCUCGUAAACCAGACGAGAGCACCCCACCGCCGGAUUUAGUCGGUCGUGAGGAAAAACCUGGAACUGUUAAUCACAAAGGCCACGAACUUGUGGCUAUUAGUUUCCACAUGCCAACCACUUGUGAAGUGUGCUCAAAACCUUUGUGGCAUAUGUUCCGACCCCCACCUGCCCUUGAGUGCCGCCGGUGUCGCAUCAAAGUUCACAAAGAACAUUUGGAUAAGCGUGAGGAAAUUAUCGCUCUCUGCAAAGUCCACUACGAUCCUAAUACAGCCAAAGAGAUGCUCUUAUUAGCAGGGACGAUAGAAGAACAACAGCAGUUGAUAUCGCGUCUGUCGAAAAAGAUCCAGAAAUUUAAUACUUAA
Daphnia magna is the source of this 872-nucleotide messenger RNA. Its product is annotated as rho-associated protein kinase 2-like. The record is from RefSeq and is a predicted model, not a curated record. Gene Ontology annotation, biological process: cortical actin cytoskeleton organization; peptidyl-threonine phosphorylation; mitotic cytokinesis. Gene Ontology annotation, molecular function: Rho-dependent protein serine/threonine kinase activity. The transcript is spliced from 4 exons. Gene Ontology annotation, cellular component: cytoplasm; cytoskeleton. Lineage: Eukaryota; Metazoa; Arthropoda; Branchiopoda; Diplostraca; Daphniidae. Bases 303 to 872 code for a protein of 189 amino acids.